GCGCGCGAGGAGGGAGGAGGGAGGAGGAGGGUCGGGGGCUGCGGUCGAAGAGGAGGCCGUGGCCGAGGCCAGCGGGGCCGGCAGGAGGACGGGACCGGCCGGGACCGCACCAGGCCGGGACGGACGAUCGGGCGCCAUCGGGCCGGCCGGCCUCCUGCCCGGAGAAGGGCGAUGCGGUGGUUCCAGGGCGCCAUUCCGGCCGCCAUUGCGGCGGCCAAGCGGAGCGGCUCGGUGUUCGUCGUGUUCGUGGCAGGUGACGAUGAGCAGUCCGUCCAGAUGGCUGCAAGGUGGGAAGAGGAGAAGGUGGCCGAAGCAUCUGCAGACAGUUUUAUUGCUAUUAAAAUUGAUACCCAAAGUGAAGCAUGUCUCCAAUUCUCCCAAAUCUAUCCUGUCGUCUGUGUGCCAUCCAGUUUCUUUAUAGGAGACAGUGGGAUCCCAUUGGAAGUGAUAGCUGGGAGCGUCACAGCGGAGGAGCUUAUUAGCAGAAUUCACAAAGUCACACGGAUGCACAGACUAAAGAACGAAGCGACAGUUGUGGCUGACGGCCAACUGACAGACUCGAUGUCACCCCCGGCUUCUUCUGACGGACCCACCGGCGUGAAGGAAAACCCACAAGCCCCAUCUGAAGAGCACUGUGAGCCUUCCACAUCUGUCACUAUCAAACAGGAGGCCACAUCUGUCACUAUCAAACAGGAGGCCACAUCUGUCACUAUCAAACAGGAGGUCUCCCUGAGUGGAGACACCUCAGGCUCCGCCAGCCCAUCUCAGGAAGCUCAGGUCCAGUCCCAGGAGAGUGGUAUGGGGCGCCCGCCUGCAGACGACCUCACAGAUAAAGUGGAAAGAAUAACCAAAAAACUCGAAGAAAGACGAGAAGAGAAGAGGAAAGAGGAAGAACAGAAGGAGAUCCAGAAGGAAAUUGAUCGAAGGAAGACAGGGAAAGAAAUGUUAGACUACAAGAGAAAGCAAGAGGAGGAGUUGACCAAGAGACUGUUGGAAGAGAGGAGCCGAGAGAAGGCAGAGGACAAGGCAGCAAGGGAGCGCAUAAAGCGACAGAUUGCAAUGGAUCGUGCCGAGAGAGCAGCUCGCUUCGCCAAGACGAAGGAAGAAGUAGAAGCUGCCAAAGCCGCCGCUCUUCAGGCCCGACAGGCCGAGAUGGAAGCUAAAAAAGAGCCCCCUCCACGGGAGCGAAGCGCUGUCGCGAGGAUUCAGUUCCGCCUUCCCGAUGGGUCUUCCUUCACUAACCAGUUCCCCGCCACGGCGCCUCUCGAAAACGUACGGCAGUUUGCCGCCCAGACGGUGGGCACCAUCUACGGCAACUUCUCACUGGCCACAAUGUUCCCGCGGAGGGAGUUCACUCAGGAGGAUUAUGGAAGGAACCUGUCAGACCUGGAGCUGGCUCCGAGUGCUUCUGUGGUACUGGUGCCGGCCGGGAGGACUGCCGUAGCCACCUCCACAUCCACGGGAGGAGAUCUGUGGGCGUUCCUGGGGACGAUACUCUACCCACUCAUCGCGGUGUGGCGGAUCAUCAGCAACUUCCUCUUUGCCAGUCCUCCCCCAGCCCAGGCCGCAGCCAGACCGGCACCCCAGAUGGCGGCACCCUCAGCCCCUGCCGUGGCCAGCGGCUCAGACCCCAGGGAAGCGGUGCGCAGGCGAGUGCCGGACAAGCACGGAGAGGACUUCAAGAAGGAGGGAAAGGUCUACAGGCUGAGGACGCAGGACGACGGCGAGGAUGAAAACAACACGUGGAAUGGAAAUUCCACCCAGCAAAUGUAGGUUCCCUGCCAGCCGCCUGCCAUAAGCCCCGUGCCUCCUCCUGGUUUAACUCAACUUCACCAGCAGCGCGGCCGCCUGCUGAAACCUGGCGGGGUUGACCCACGGCCGCCUUGGCCUGCUGCCGUGGGAGUCGCCCCUCCCCACUCGGGCCCGACCUCAGCUCACUGCCCUCAAGGGGUUGGCCACGGUUUAGCCAUCGGAGGCAAGCAGCCACGCCUUCCUCCCCCGGCAGCUUACAGUCCUGUGUUUCGCCCCUUCUAGCCCAGCCCCAGACAGACUCCCACCCAAAGCCCUGGGCCUCUGCCCAGCAACAGGGCCUAGUCGACUGGUGGCAACCGCCUCCUCCUUAGCCAAGGCAGAUGGUCAUUUGUUUAACUCUUCCUCUAUCGCCUCUGCAACUGCAAGCAAAAUCUUGUAGUUUUUAAUCAGUUAUUCGGAAACAAAAUAAAAAAACUUUUCCACAACGA
This is a messenger RNA of Ornithorhynchus anatinus (platypus), 2240 nucleotides long. It is a transcript of the gene UBXN4, whose product is annotated as UBX domain protein 4. The transcript has 13 exons. NCBI's taxonomy places the organism in Eukaryota, Metazoa, Chordata, Mammalia, Monotremata, Ornithorhynchidae. Bases 172 to 1773 code for a protein of 533 amino acids. Gene Ontology annotation, molecular function: protein binding. The record is from RefSeq and is a predicted model, not a curated record.